CUCAACGACCAGGAGGGUGGUGCAGCACAGCUGGACCUGCACAACCCCUCCAGAAGCCAGCUACCAUUUCUUCAAGCCUCCACGAACCUGGGACCGAGCUCUGCCAUCAUUCCUCUGCCCUCCUGUUUGCCCUGCAACAGCACCAGCUCUGGUUUUCCCGAAAAACACUCAGGCCACCCAGACCCAGCAGAGUCAUUCAGGGAAACCUUAUUUGAACAAGCCACCCAACUCAACACCCACAAAUCUGUACUCCGUUCUCUUUCUGCCCAGCAGGAUUCCACCAACCAAAGAUUGGACCAAAUAAAGAACCCACUGCAGUCGGUCUACCUUUGCUCGCAAAGUAUCAUCUCCAACCCCAGAAUACUUCUCAGGCGAGUGGUAUUUAACAGGUCACCUCACUCUUUUUCUAAUUAUGACGCUAAAAUAUCAUAUUUGAUUGGACUGUUCCGUGGAAGGGCCUUGCGGUGGGCUGAAUCAAGAUUUAACAGUUACCUUCAUUUUGGAUGCACGCUGGCUGAAUUCAUUACUGAAUUCAAGAGGACUUUUGACCAGGCUGCGGACGUGAAGUUUUCCAUGAAACUCUGGAAGGUGAAGCAGGGUCGGCAUUCUGUGGCUGAGUUCUCCACUGAAUUCCAAAGUCUAGCGGCCUCUUCUGGAUGGAAUUCCAACGCACUGAAGAGUGCAUUCAUACCUGCUCUAACACUAGAACUACCAGGAUUUUUCUGCCUACCUAGAACUACCAGAGAGGUGUCAAUUGACCCGGCGGCUUUUCCCGAAUACACUAAUCACUCAUUUUGUCAUGGUAAUGAGGCUGUUAUGGGCCUUGGUGGGGGGUAUAUCUGUCAGCCAAGGUGCCGUUGCUACGGUUACAGAUUUUUGGUGGCCCGUACGGGGAACGGCGUCAGAUGCGCAGGCGACAAGCGCAACCAGAAUCAGCUGUGUGAAGCGGUGCCAGAGCUA
Molecule: messenger RNA, 960 nt
Organism: Menidia menidia (Atlantic silverside)
Lineage: Eukaryota; Metazoa; Chordata; Actinopteri; Atheriniformes; Atherinopsidae
Source: the annotation of a GenBank genome assembly